CCAGAGAGGGCGCGGCCGCUGGCAUUCUCACUGCGGGCUUCUCUCAGCUGUGCUUCGUUGCUAGAUCGGGUCGAGAUGUCUUACAUCCCGGGCCAGCCGGUCACCGCCGUGGUGCAAAGAGUUGAAAUUCACAAGCUGCGUCAAGGUGAGAACUUAAUCUUGGGCUUCAGCAUUGGAGGUGGAAUUGACCAGGAUCCCUCUCAAAAUCCCUUCUCAGAAGAUAAGACAGACAAGGGCAUUUAUGUCACACGUGUGUCUGAAGGAGGUCCUGCUGAAAUUGCUGGGCUGCAGAUUGGAGACAAGAUCAUGCAGGUGAAUGGCUGGGACAUGACCAUGGUCACACAUGACCAGGCCCGGAAACGGCUCACUAAGCGCUCAGAGGAGGUGGUGCGCCUGCUGGUGACGCGGCAGUCGCUGCAGAAGGCUGUGCAGCAGUCCAUGCUGUCCUAGCAGCCCUCCUGUGAUCCUUACCUUGUGCCUACCUGCCUAUUUGUACAGCGACACCACUUCCACGCUCUCUCUGCUCCUCCAUCCUGGCUUCUGCUGCGUGCUGGGUUCCAGCUCAGAAGGGCGACAGCUGAUCCCAGAGGCCUGAGCCAGCCCUGCUUCCCCUCCCACUCUAGCCCGAGGCUCUGGGACCAGGUCUGUCUCUGGGAUACUGAGGAUUGGAAACAAGGGCCUGGAGCUGAGUGAAGCCAGUCUGCGAUGACCAAAGCUCAGCCCACUGCUGUUUCAGCAGUGCCUGGGUGAGCAGAAAACACCACUUUCUGAGAGCUGCCAAAGCUGGGAAAUGCCACUCGGGGCUGGCUUUCCCUGAUUUGCCCUGGCUGCAGGGCUUGGCCCUGCCUUCCUAUGUCACUUCCACAGUGCCCAAGCCACAUGCUGUCCACCCCGACAUUGCCCAGUGGGGGGCUAGACCCCCACACUCCUGGAGGCACUAUGAAGGUUCAUCUGGAUGGCAGCUGGUAGCCUCCCAUGCACCCUCACUUCCCUGAAGGGUGCUGGCCUCCCCAGGGUUUGCCUACUUACAGGAUUUAGCUGAGGUUCAAGCUGACAUUUCAGGGCAGCUCUCAGGAUUGCCAUUUUUCUCUAUGCCCGUGGUUUUAACUUUUGUAUUUUUUUAAUCACAACUUUGAUACACAGCGUUUUUAUCUUACUAUUUGGAGAUGCCAGUUGUAGUUUUGAGUCUAGCUUACUAAUUCACAUGUGGGAGCAACUACUCUUAGCACGUGAACAGCCUUACUUUGGUUACCAUGGAAAUGGGGCAGUAUGAUGCUGCCCCACACCCAACAUCUCAUGUCCAAUAAAGAACGCUGGAAUUCAUGAGGGA
Messenger RNA from Marmota flaviventris (yellow-bellied marmot), 1330 nucleotides. It is a transcript of the gene Tax1bp3, whose product is annotated as Tax1 binding protein 3. Gene Ontology annotation, molecular function: protein kinase binding. Lineage: Eukaryota; Metazoa; Chordata; Mammalia; Rodentia; Sciuridae. The record is from RefSeq and is a predicted model, not a curated record. Gene Ontology annotation, cellular component: postsynaptic membrane; basolateral plasma membrane; postsynaptic density. Gene Ontology annotation, biological process: cell-cell adhesion; embryo development; establishment or maintenance of epithelial cell apical/basal polarity.